CAGGGCACUCAAAGAUCUCUCCUUUCAAGAAGCCUUCCUCCAUACAAGCAAGUCUCACUGGGCAUCCAGCUAUACCUCCUUGGAACAAAUAAAGGAUCCUUUGUUAAACAGAGGAACAUUUUUUUUUUUUGACAUAUCAGAGGAAAAGCUCAAAAAAGAGAAUUUGAGAAGCCAGCACAAGAGGCAGUAGUGGGAGCUGAACUGUCAAUAGCUGAGUGCAUCAGAGGAUCAGAAUUGUAAAGGUGUGAGCAGUGACCUGGACUUUUAAAGGAGUGCUUUCGGCACACACGCAGAGGCACCAUGGCAGGGGCCUCGGUGAAGGUGGCGGUGAGAGUCCGUCCCUUUAACUCUCGUGAGACAAGUAAAGAGUCCAAGUGCAUCAUCCAGAUGUCAGGAAACACAACCACCAUCAUCAACCCCAAAGCACCCAAAGAAACCAAAAGCUUCAAUUUUGAUUACUCCUAUUGGUCACACACCUCACCAGAAGAUAUCAACUAUGCCUCCCAGCAGCAGGUGUACAGAGACAUUGGAGAGGAAAUGUUACUUCACGCCUUUGAGGGCUACAACGUCUGUAUUUUUGCAUACGGCCAGACUGGGGCCGGUAAAUCUUAUACCAUGAUGGGCAAACAGGAGAAGGACCAGGAGGGGAUCAUUCCACUGCUGUGUGAAGACCUUUUCACCAAGAUUAAUGACAAUAAUACUGAUAACAACAUGUCCUAUUCUGUGGAGGUCAGUUAUAUGGAGAUUUACUGUGAAAGAGUACGAGAUCUUCUGAACCCAAAAAACAAAGGAAAUCUGCGUGUGCGAGAGCACCCAUUACUGGGCCCGUAUGUAGAGGAUCUGUCCAAACUCGCCGUCACAUCAUAUAAUGACAUUCAAGACCUGAUGGACUCAGGGAAUAAGGCUAGGACAGUAGCAGCCACUAACAUGAAUGAGACCAGCAGCCGUUCACACGCUGUCUUCAACAUCAUCUUCACCCAGAAGCGUCAUGACUCAGAGACAGACAACACUUCAGAAAAGGUCAGCAAAAUCAGUCUGGUGGAUUUAGCCGGGAGUGAGAGAGCUGAUUCCACUGGAGCCAAAGGCACACGCCUCAAGGAAGGGGCAAACAUCAAUAAAUCACUCACUACCCUGGGAAAAGUCAUUUCAGCCCUGGCAGAGGUGGAUUCUGGCUCAAACAAGAAUAAAAAGAAGAAGAAAGUAGAAAAUUUUAUUCCUUACAGGGAUUCUGUGCUGACCUGGCUACUGAGAGAGAACCUCGGUGGCAACUCUCGCACCGCAAUGGUGGCAGCUCUCAGUCCUGCCGACAUCAACUAUGAUGAAACCCUCAGCACUCUCAGGUAUGCAGACAGGGCUAAGCAGAUCCGUUGUAAUGCUGUGAUCAAUGAAGAUCCUAAUAACCGUCUGGUGCGUGAGCUGAAAGAUGAGGUGUCCCGUCUGAAGGAUCUCCUCUAUGCCCAAGGCCUGGGUGACAUCAUCGAGACAUUUCGGGGGUCAGCUGAGGAUUUUGCUGGUUUGAAAUACAUAUCCGAUUACAAGAACAAUAACAAUAGUGGCCAAGCUGUCAAUCAAAGAGGUGAUCUCUCCACAGUGACCAAUGCUAUGACGGGGAUGAGCCCCUCCCCAUCUCUCUCCGCCCUGUCCAGCCGGGCUGGUUCCAUCAGCAGCCUCCAUGAUCGCAUCAUGUUCAGCCCAGGGAGCGAGGAAGCCAUCGAGAGACUCAAGGAAACUGAGAAAAUUAUUGCUGAGCUCAAUGAAACCUGGGAAGAGAAGCUUCGCCGUACAGAGGCCAUCAGAAUGGACAGAGAAGCACUGCUGGCUGAGAUGGGAGUGGCCAUGCGUGAGGAUGGAGGAACUGUUGGAGUCUUUUCACCAAAGAAGACGCCCCACCUGGUGAAUCUAAAUGAAGAUCCUUUAAUGUCUGAGUGUCUUCUGUAUUACAUCAAAGAUGGAAUUACCAGGGUGGGGAGAGAAGAUGCCAGCAGCAGACAGGACAUUGUUUUGAGUGGUCACUUCAUCAAAGAGGAACACUGCACUUUCACCAGCACCACUGGACCUAUGGGAGAAGCUGUCAUUCUUGAGCCGUGCGAGGGAGCAGAAACUUAUGUCAAUGGGAAGAGAGUAACAGAACCUACAAUUCUCAGAUCAGGGAACCGAAUCAUUCUGGGCAAGAGCCAUGUGUUCCGUUUCAACCAUCCAGAGCAGGCACGUCAGGAACGUGAACGCACCCCCUGUGCUGAGACGCCAAUGGAGCCUGUAGACUGGGCCUUUGCUCAGAGAGAACUCCUGGAGAAACAAGGCAUUGAUAUGAAACAGGAAAUGGUUCAGAGACUGCAGGAACUUGAGGAUCAGUAUCGCAAAGAGAGAGAGGAGACCAACAAUCUAUUGGAGCAACAGAGAUUAGACUAUGAGAGCAGGUUAGAAGCCCUGCAGAAACAGGUAGAUCGUUAUUACCCUGAUCUGGCAGAGGAAGAUGAAGAACCUGAGGAGGAAGUGCAAUGGACCGAGAGAGAGACAGAACUGGCGCUGUGGGCUUUCCGUAAAUGGAGAUGUUAUCAGUUCACUUCUCUCAGAGAUCUGCUUUGGGGCAAUGCCAUCUUCCUCAAGGAGGCCAAUGCCAUUAGUGUGGAGCUAAAGAAGAAGGUUCAGUUCCAGUUCGUGUUAUUGACGGACACGCUUUACUCUCCACUUCCGCCUGACCUGUUGCCACCUGAGACAGCUAAAGACCGUGAGAAAAGCCCAUUCCCUCGCACCAUUGUGGCUGUAGAAGUCCAAGAUCAGAAAAAUGGAGCCACACAUUACUGGACCCUGGAGAAGCUCAGGCAGAGGCUGGAUCUGAUGAGGGAGAUGUAUGAUCGUGCUGCGGAGGUGCCUGGCAGUGCUCUUGAGGACUGUGACAGUGUGCUGACUGGAGGCGAUCCAUUCUACGACCGGUUCCCCUGGUUCCGUCUGGUUGGAAGAAACUCCCUUUUCUCCACAUGCCUUAGUGAGCAAGCAAGCGACCCUAACUCCUCCCCCACCCCCUCGGAGCCCACAUCAACCUCUGAAAUCACUGAACUGGUCCAGUCAUGGCCUGACAAGAGGGCGGGGACAGAGCUGGAUGGCUUGAAUGAUAAUUUCUUAUCGGAUGACUCAUGCUCGGAUAUUGACGAGGAGGAGGAGGGGGAGGAUGAGGAUGAGGAUGAUGAUGAGGGAGAGCACUGCAGAAGCUUCGGCAAAGCUGAAGACCCGUUUUAUGAUCGCUCGCCAUUGUUCAGUGUAGUGGGAAGGUCAUUUGUGUAUUUGAGUAAUCUGCUCUAUCCUGUGCCCUUGGUACAUCGGGUUGCCAUUGUCAAUGAGAAGGGAGAGGUCAAAGGUUUCCUCAGAGUAGCUGUACAGGCAAUAUCAGCUGAUGAAGAGGCACCAGACUAUGGCUCUGGUGUCCGUCAGUCAGGCACUGCAAAGAUUUCUUUUGAAGACCAGCAGUUUGAGAAGUUCCAGUCAGAGUCCUGUCCUUCUGGUCUUUCACGCGCUGCUGUAUCUCACGAAGAACUGCGAAUUGUGGAAGGUGAGGGCCAAAAUGCAGAGAUGGCCCUGUCAGCAGAUGAGGUCAACAAUAAUACCUGUCCAGCUAACCCAGAGGAGCUGGAUGGUGCUCUGGAUCACUUGAGGAUUGGAGAAGUCUUUACAUUCAGAGUUACUGUGCUGCAGGCGUCAAGCAUAUCCUCAGAAUACGCAGACAUAUUCUGCCAGUUCAAUUUUAUUCACAGGCAUGAUGAAGCGUUUUCCACAGAGCCGUUGAAGAACACUGGACGUGGUCCACCACUUGGCUUCUAUCAUGUGCAGAAUAUUGCCGUGGAAGUGACUAAGUCCUUUACAGAGUACAUAAAGACUCAGCCAAUCGUGUUUGAAGUGUUUGGACAUUACCAGAAGCAGGCUUUCCCUCCGCUCUGCAAGGAUCUCAUUAGCCCAUUGCGCCCAUGCAGACGACAGUUCCCGAGAGUCAUGCCUCUUUCCAAACCAGUACCUGCCACCAAACUGACAGCUCUCACUCGACCCACGGCAGGACCGUGCCACUGUAAAUACGACCUGAUGGUCUUCUUUGAAAUCUGUGAGCUAGAGGCCAAUGGAGACUAUAUCCCAGCUGUAGUGGACCACCGGGUAGGCAUGCCCUGCCAUGGCACUUUCAUGUUACAUCAGGGCAUCCAAAGGAGAGUCACCGUCACCAUAGUACAUGAGUCAGGAAGAGAUAUUAAGUGGAAGGAGGUGCGAGAGCUGGUUGUAGGGCGCAUCCGGAACACGGCCGAAGCAGAUGAGACAAUCAUCGACCCCAAUAUUCUCUCUCUUAACAUACUGUCUGCAGGAUACAUCCGACCUGCACAUGAGGACAGACAGUUUCUUGAUUCGGACAUUCCUAGGACAUUCUACCAUUUUGAGGCUGCUUGGGAUUCAUCCAUGCACAACUCUUUGCUGCUUAACCGUGUCACUCCUAACGGAGAGAAAAUCUACAUGACUUUGUCUGCUUACCUGGAGAUGGAGAACUGCACACAGCCCACAGUGAUAACCAAAGACUUAUGCAUGGUGUUCGUCUCAAGAGACGCCAAGCUCCCAGCAGCUCGCUCCAUCAGGAACCUCUUCAGCAGUGGCACCUUGAGGCCAUCUGAAGGAAACCGUGUAACUGGUGUGUAUGAGCUCAGUCUGUGCCACUUGGCUGAUGCAGGGAGCCCAGGAAUGCAAAGACGGCGCAGAAGGGUGCUGGAUACAUCGGUGGCGUAUGUGCGAGGGGAGGAGAACCUGGCUGGCUGGAGGCCCCGCAGUGACAGCCUCAUCCUGGACCAUCAGUGGGAGCUGGAGAAAAUGAGCCUCCUGCAGGAGGUGGAGAAAACCAGACACUACCUCCUCCUUAGGGAGAAGCUCGAGUCCACCCUGCUGCUGGGCCAGGACUUGCUGCUGUCCUGCGGGAGUGAGGAUCUAACCGAGUCCUCUUCCCCAUCCACCCACCUGGGCCUGGGCCACAACCCUUGCCCCGGCCCUGAUACACCCAACGAGAGGCAGAUGGAGCUGGCUGCAAAGUGUUUGCGUUUGCUUAACCACACCUUUAACAGGGACUACAGCCAUGUGUGUGUUAGCGCCAGCGAGAGCAAGUUAAGCGAGAUGUCAGUAACUCUUUUAAAAGACUCGGCCUCCGUGUGUGCUGAAAGCACCCUCACCCCGUCCUCCACAUGCCCCUCGCUCGUGGAAGGACGCUACGAGCACAACACUGAACUCAGACCCCCAACACCUCGAUCUCGUGCUGUCAGCCCCAUCCCUGACACUGAAGCAGAGGCCAAGAAGUCUCCUCACGAGUCCAAAUCAAGAUCCCACACUUUUGUGCCAGACAUUCAGGAAAUCCGUGUCAGCCCAAUUGUGUCAAAGAAAGGUUAUUUACAGUUCCUGGAGCCCCACAGUAAUGACUGGGUUAAGAGAUAUGUGGUGGUACGCCGGCCUUAUGUCUACAUCUACAACACAGAGAGAGACACAGUAGAAAGGGCCAUACUUAACCUCUCCUCGGCACAAGUGGAGUACAGCGAAGACCAGCAGGCCAUGCUGAAGACCCCCUACACAUUUGCGGUAUGCACAGAGCAUCGUGGGAUACUCCUUCAAGCCAGUAACGACAAGGAGAUGCAUGACUGGCUGUAUGCCUUUAACCCUCUGCUUGCUGGAUCUAUCAGGUCUAAACUCUCCAGGAGAAGAGCCGGGCAGAUGAGAUUUUGAGCGUGCUACAUGUAUACCUACUGUACAACACAAAGGACUAACCUUGUAAAUAGAUCUACUGACAGAUCCCCCAGUUUCUGUGCUUUAUCAACUCUCUGACCCUCUGUUUCCUACAUGUGUGUACCUGCACCUGCCCACACUAGCAUCGACUGUGCACCUGUAUCUUAAAGGACCUUUGUUGUGCAUCUACAGUGGCCUAAAUAUUCAACUUAUAGCACCAAGAGAACAUACUGACUACUUUAUUGGGGUAGAGAUAGUAUGCUUAUGUAGUUUUCAGCAACGUUUAAGAAGGCUGGUGAUGGGAAUUUGUUAUUCUGAAGCUGUCAGCUCAUGCAAACACAUCUGAAUUUGUUACUGUGAAGAGUGGUGUCCAUAUCAGGCUUGUGGGAAAACGGAUCACAUGGCCUUACUCUGUUUCUCUUGACUUGUAAGUCGUUGGGUUUAAAACGAUAAAACUGGUCAGUAUUUAAGUCAGCAGACCAUAUGUUUAUUCAUUUCUUGGCUAUGGAUGAUAGAAUUGAUCAAUGAUAAGCAGUUCUGAGCAAGGAGUAGAUGAAUCACAUCAUAUUACGCUCUUACUCUCUUUAAGUGCAGUUCUUGGACACUGUACAACCCAUCAUAAAUACUCAUAUACCUUUAUAAUGUUUCUCUUGUAUGGCCUUGAAAUGCAUAACGUUUUCAAAAUAACCAGGAUGCAUGAGGACAAAUUUGGCAAUGGAAAAUGGUUGCAUUCUCAUAUCUCUAUAUGAGAAACACUAUAAAGAUUUGGCCUAUUUUUGUUGGCGUACUGGUCAGUAGAUUUAUCUAAAAUGUAUCAUAAUCCAGUCUAAUAUUUUAUAUAUAAAAAUAUCGGUAUCUCCACAUUAUCUAAUACCUGUCUAAUUAUUUUUUUUAUUUUUCACAUUUCUAUUGAAGUCUUAUCUAGUUCGGUAUUUAUUUAAAGUUUUUAUUUGACCUAGCACAUAUUUAUUGACGAAGACUGUAAUAUUUUUUUAAAAAGUACAGUGUAAUUUCUGCAAAUGGCACUUAUUUUUUGCAUAAGUUGACUAACCUCCCUUUUACAGACUGCAAUGCUCUCAUUUCCCACGACACAACGAAAAGCAUUUGGGGAACAGGUUCAAAGUGAAUAGCUGGGAUAGCUGCUAUUACAUAUAGACUACUUGAAUUUUACUUUUUUGAAAUGUUCACUAUUUUAGUUAAGAAAUUAGUUAUAUUUUUACAUUUUUCUUUUUAUUAAUCAGGUAGAGAAAAAUCAUCUCCAUUGCCCAGAAUCCUAAACAAUUGUUUGUGCACUGGUCAGUCUCAAAUGUACAGUACUGAUGGAAUUCUCUACAAAACCACAGAGAGUGAUGAUUUUGUGCCUGUUGCAUAAUCUACACAGUUUUUGUUUUUAAAUUUCCAUCACCUUAAUCCCUGUGCACUUCUUUAACAGGGUGAACGUUUCAGGCCUACUCAUCGAUACCACGCUUUCUCUCUGUGCACAGGCAAAUGCAGCUUUAGUUCGUUUUUAGUUAGUCCGCAUAAUGCACAUGUCCUACAUAUGACUAGUUUUUGAGAUUUCUAAGCAUAUCUAGAUGGUGUAAAUAUUUUUUUUCCCGCAAGUGACUUAACUAUUGUAAUCAUAGAAAAUAUCCAACAGGCUAAGACAUUUAAUACAAUACAUUUUAAAUUCCAUAUUCUGUUUUUAAAGUCAUCUCAGGUAUGAUUGUUGUGCUUAAUGUCAAUGGAUUUAGGCUUUACAAAACCCCUUCAAAAACUGCCUGCGUUGGGACUGCUGAUAGUUGUUUAACUUCAGCCAAACUAUUUUUUUUUUUCAGAAUAUGAAACCAGAUUUUUGAGUUAUAUUAUACCAUCAGCUGUGAUUUAGACACUUUGUACUAGUGCAAAAGCAUUUGUUAGAACGUGGAGUUUUGUGAGUCAGACCUUGACUUGGACAGUCACUGGAGCGGAACCCAUGCAUGCACUUUCAAUGCUUAUUAUAAUUAGUCCAGGCAGCUUAUUAUUUGGUUUGGGAUGACUAGAGGUUACCUAACACAAGCCUUUCCCAUAUUUAGAGCACAGAUCAACUAUUUGCAAACCUGCGGUUCCUACAGGGCAGCAAUAUUCAUGCUUAGUACAGGAAAAAAAUUGAACUAAACUCUUUUGAAAGCCUUGAUCUGUCAAUGAAUAAACCUCAAAGAUCUGCAUUUCUAAUUCCAAAAAUUCAGUUACUAAUAUUUUUAUUUUUAAUAUUGAAGGCUGAAAAGUGGGUUUCAGUGUCUAUGAAAAAGCAGGGUUCUGCUUCUAUGUAAAAGCAGAAGACAUAUCCUAAAAGGAUUCUCAAUUUCCGAAGAUUCUCUUUUUAUGAAAAAUAGUUAAUGCACAAUGUGUCACUUCACUUUCACAACCAUUUCAGAGUAAAACAUAAGCAAUGCCACUACUUUUAGAAACAAGUGCAUAUGUUAAUAGUAAUAGCAGGUGCAUUUUCAAAAUGAGUGACAACUAAAUUACUACAACACAUAGAAUUAAAAUAAUCACUUUCAGUUUGAGUACGUACAACCAAAUGUAAUUUGUCUUGGUUUUUGUCUCUGCACCUCGUAGAAAAGCAGAUAGCUGAAUGGUAUUAUUCAUGUUAUAGCCUGUACCAUACCAUUUCUACAAGCAAUUUACAUAAAACAUUACAUUAUUAUUAAGGCUAAAAACUUUGCAUUGAUUUAUCAUCUGCCAAAAUAAAAGAAUUAAUCAGUUCUCAUAAUUGACACCAAAUAUCUGUGUGCUUCCAUUAUCUUAUUCACAGACUCCAUUCAUAAGCAUAUUUUUUCUGUUGUUUUCUCUCAGUUUUACUUGCCUUGUAUAUAAACAUGGUUGCUGUGAAUGGUGUAAUAUGCAGUUGUAACUGGUUUGUACCAUCUUCCAUGGGCAGUAGUUCAAUGUCUCUUUCUGAGUGUUGGAUUUAUGAGUCAAAUGUUUGUGUACACUCGACACAUUGUUAGAUAUGAAAUAAAUGUGGAACUUAUGCAACACAAA
This is a messenger RNA of Carassius gibelio (silver crucian carp), 8739 nucleotides long. Its product is annotated as kinesin-like protein KIF1A. Gene Ontology annotation, molecular function: microtubule binding; microtubule motor activity; ATP binding. The record is from RefSeq and is a predicted model, not a curated record. Bases 301 to 5733 code for a protein of 1810 amino acids. Lineage: Eukaryota; Metazoa; Chordata; Actinopteri; Cypriniformes; Cyprinidae. The transcript is spliced from 50 exons. Gene Ontology annotation, biological process: microtubule-based movement.